This is a messenger RNA of Kluyveromyces marxianus DMKU3-1042, 657 nucleotides long. RefSeq lists its product as uncharacterized. NCBI's taxonomy places the organism in Eukaryota, Fungi, Ascomycota, Saccharomycetes, Saccharomycetales, Saccharomycetaceae. The coding region runs from base 1 to 657 and encodes 218 amino acids. The transcript has a single exon. The record is from RefSeq and is a predicted model, not a curated record.
AUGACCCAUACCACUGCUACCAACACUUAUCAUGUGUUUAUGUUACCUGACUUGGAGGCCUACGUACACGGCUUGAAGUUCAAGAAUAAGUUGAAGAGAUGGGGGAAAUCCCAGGGAUUCAAGGAACUUUCGCCCGACAACUUGAAAGAAUGGUGCACUGACAGUUUCGUGCUAGACUCGUUGCUCAAGGUCAACAACUACAAGACCAGUCCGUUGAACUCGCCCAUUUCGCCCAUGACACCUGAGUUUCCCCAUGCACUAUGGCAGGUGCCGCCAUGCAGGGGAAACCUCUUGGACGAGUGCAAGCUGUCGGGCCCGUCGAGUUGUCGCUGCCCUCACCACCAACACCACCACUCUUCUACAGGAACCCUGGGAACUCUGGGAACCGUGGGUUCCCAGAGUUCCCAGGGCUCCCAGGCCCCGCAGCGACACAAAUCAGCCAAAAUAAAGCGCUUUUGGCACAAGAUGACAGGCCAGAAAAACGGCGAAACCCACUGUCCGAUUUCCCAUUCCCUGUCCCUGGCUAGGUCCGGCGACCAAAGGUCCUUACGGCUAUCCUCAACAAAAGUACUACAAACGACAUCCACCAAGACCCUGCCCUAUCCUAGCACCUUCCAAGGCUCUACAAAUGUACUAAGAUUGCUAGAACUCAUAUAA